AUGCAAUUUAAUUCAUCAUCAGGAGGUUCCAAUGUAACGACCAUUGAAAAUAAUAUUCAAUCAUGUCUAUCAUUGAGUAGGGAAAUUAUUGAACAUACACUUGGUCCGAUGGGAAUGGAUAUUUCAAUUUUUGAAAGUAAUAAUAAUCACAAGGUUAUGGAUUCAUCAUCACAGUAUUUACCUUACAUGGAGAAUCAAAGCCUUCAGGAGAGGGAUUCAAUGUCGAUAUCGGAGGAAGGAAAUAAUGAAAUGAUGAAGAGUAAUAAUUUUAUAAUUACAAAUGAUGGAAGUACGAUAAUUAAAUAUUUAAAUAUUGAACAUCCGAGUUGUCAGUUAUUGUCAAGGGCUAGUUUGUUGCAGGAUAGAUUAAUUGGUGAUGGCACUUCAUCAGUUGUGAUAUUGACUUGUGAAUUGUUGAAUCAGGCUUUAAAUUUAAUUAAGAAUAGGAAUUUACAUCCUUCAUUGAUUGUGAGAGGAUUUCAAUUGGCUGUUUUAAAAUCUAAAUUAUAUUUGAAUAGCUAUGCUGUGAAUAGUAAUGAGAAGGACAUUGAGAGUUUGAUUAGGACUUGUAUGCAAUCAAAGAUAAUUUCACAAUAUGAAGAAUAUUUUGUAAAUUUGAUAAGGAAUGUGCAUAAUCACAAAUUGAAUUUGCGAGUUAUAUAUCCUAAUAAGAAUUUUAAAUUAUUCUACUUUAAUGAGAUUGGAAAUGACAUGUCUACAACAUGCCAAUACAGUGGAUAUAAAUUUACAAACUUGAAGCAUUUUAAUGUGAACCAAUUCAACAUGAAAAAUGUAAAAAUAUUAAUGUGCAAAGCAGAGGAAUUGAAUGGCAACUUUGUUUCUAAAAUAUUUAGAGUUAGUCAAUCAAAUUUAGAAAACGAGUACAAAAAACUGACAGAACUUUGUGACUAUUUAAUUAAUGAAUUGAAUAUCAACGUGAUAUUCAAUGUUGGUAUUGGAAUUCACAAAAUUGUUCAAGAAUAUUUAAAACACAAGAAUGUUCUCUGUGUUGGAUUUGUUGAUUUCAAAUCGGCAGAGGUUCUUUCAAUCAUUGGUAAUAGUAUCAUUUCGAGUGGAUACAAUAAUUGUGGCUAUUUGGAUGAAAUUAACCUAACCAGUGUCGACAAUGGAAACUACCAUUUGGAGAUUUUAUCGAAUUCUCAGAAUCAUGCCAAGUAUAUUUGGAAUACUAUCAAAAUUUCAAGCCCUAAUUCUGAAAUAUCCAAUGAAAUCCAACGAAGUAUUCAGGACUGUAUGGGAAUAUUAAAUCAUACAGAACAAGUGUGUCCUGGUGGAGGUGCUACAUUUAUGGAUAUUUCCAAGUAUAUUAGAACAUUGAAUUAUCCUAAUCAAUUACAAUUUAUUCUGGAAGCAUUCUCUAAUGCUCUCGAAGUUAUUCCAAAAGUAUUAUCAACAAAUAUGGGUUACGAUGCCUCAAUUGUCCUUUCAAAAUUGAGAAGUAUCAAAAAUGAACAAUAUUUUGGAGUCUCAAUGGAUGAACAAGUCUCCAAUCAACUAAAGAGUGGUGUUAUUGAGCCAUGUCAUCUCAUUGUUUCAAUAAUGGAUAGAGCUUUGGAAUUUAGUGAAAUGAUUUUGAGAAUUGAUGAAAAUAUUUACAUCAAACCAUUUCAUUCCAAUGUAAAGAUGUAA
This is a messenger RNA of Naegleria gruberi, 1650 nucleotides long. RefSeq lists its product as uncharacterized. The transcript has a single exon. The record is from RefSeq and is a predicted model, not a curated record. Gene Ontology annotation, molecular function: ATP hydrolysis activity; ATP-dependent protein folding chaperone; ATP binding. Bases 1 to 1650 code for a protein of 549 amino acids. Gene Ontology annotation, biological process: protein folding. Gene Ontology annotation, cellular component: chaperonin-containing T-complex. Lineage: Eukaryota; Heterolobosea; Eutetramitea; Acrasida; Naegleriidae.